AUGUCAGUCGGCAGCACGGAACCCCAGGCAGCGGCUCCUGUCGAACCGUGGAGAGCCGAGCUCGAAGAGCAGAUCGCCGAGCUGGAGAGUUGGGGAGAUGAGCAAGAAACGGAAAUCGCCGCCAUCAUUCUCAAAAUGCUUCUCUCAUUUCCCGAAAAGCAGUACCUGGCCACUCUUGAAGCUUCACUCCGCAUAGGAGCUGAUUACUGGGCCAAGUUUCUCCCUUCGAGCUGGGAUCCUCUGAACAAGCCUUACAUGAGGGACGACAAAGGCUGGCCGAUGUACCUCGAUGGUGUUUACGGCACAGUUCUCCGUCAGUCAUGGCUGCUGCGUUAUGAUGACCCUCGACAAGACUGCUUAGUGAGGCUCUUGAUUGACCUGCAGAAUCUGCCCAAGGUGACAUAUCGGGCUUACGGUAAGGAGAACACUGCGUACCACAAUGAUCCAGUCUUCGUCUCAGCAUGUGAAGACAAUUGGAAUGCUAAAUUUGCAUCCGACCGAGCUGAACCGACCGAACCCGAGGCAAAGAAGGAUUUCAUACUCACUUGCGAUGAAUGGGUUAACUUCUCCUCGUUCUUGGCUCGAUACCAUGGCUCCAAAGCAUACCAGAGAUGGUAUAGCCAUCUGAAGUAUCCGAGCAUCGAUAUCGAGCUUGCGCUUGAAAAGCCCCUGCCUCCGGGCAAACUUGGGGAAUGUAGGCUGUUGGUGGCGUCCAAUUGGUUGAUUCACGCCGGAAAGAUCAUAUAUGAGGAUAUGAAGAAGGAAGAGACAGAGAGAUGGGGUCUACGUAGAUGGGGUCGCUGGACGGAGGCUAUUCGAGAUAUUCUGGAGGCUGGAGGACAGACGGACGAAGUGACCGCGAGACUGCGAGCGGCCUGGGACAUGAUCCUCUCGUUGGACCCAAACGCUAGUGAGCUUAAGGGUAGCAGUAUGGUACAGGAAAGCAAUGAGGCUAAGGAAGUGAAGGAAGGCAGUGGGAAGGAGGGCAGCAGCGAGGUGAAUGAAAGUAGUGAGGUGAAGAUUGGUAUUAAGGUGAAGGACAGUAUUGCGGUAGAGGAGGACAGCGAAAUGAAGGAGGAUGCCGAGAUAAAGGAGGAUACCGAGAAAAGGGAGGACAUCGAGAUGAAGGAGAAUACUGGGGUGAAGGAGGGCAGUGAGGCUAAACAGGUAGUUUAG
Messenger RNA from Colletotrichum fioriniae, 1176 nucleotides. Lineage: Eukaryota; Fungi; Ascomycota; Sordariomycetes; Glomerellales; Glomerellaceae. The record is from RefSeq and is a predicted model, not a curated record.